AUCCGUCUACUUCAACUUCUGCCUGGGACAGGCGAAGAGGAUGUACAAUGUCAAAUAUUUCAAUACACCUUGAAACCCGAGAGAGGUCAUGGCAUAUACGAAGCACUGUCAUAUGUCUGGGGCGAUCCGAACCACCCUCGAAGAAUAUCUCUGAAGAAUCAUGAUGACUUCACGUACCAUUAUCUGGAUGUCACAACCAAUCUAUACGCAGCGCUGCUGCGACUUCGGGAUGCAGACUUGCCGCGAACGAUGUGGAUAGACGCUAUUUCCAUUAACCAAGAAGACCUCCACGAACGUGCGCGACAGGUUUCUAUGAUGUCUACGAUCUACAGUCUUGCUAGCCAGGUUGUAGUCUGGUUGGGCGAGGAAUCGGACGACAGUACGGUUGCUUUUGAGACGAUCUGGCGCGGGUUCGACGAUGACCGGAAAGGCUUCGAGGCUGAGUCUUUGGAUUCCAGGGGAAAUUCAUCAAACUCAGACAAGGAUUUAUCUCUCAGAAAGCUCUUGACUCGUCCCUACUUUCGACGUGUAUGGGUUCUCCAAGAAGUAGCUGCAGCAAGAUCAUUGUCAGUUGUAUGUGGAAGUUCAGAACUCCAUGGAUCCAUCUUUGUUGGAGGACUCAAUGCUCUUGGCAGAACUACCAGCAUCGAUGGUCGUGACUCGUAUAUCGAAAGUUCUGUGGUAUCAAUUCUUCGGCUCAUGAGCUGGUCAGCUACGCCACUACGAUGCCCCAUACUCUCUCCAACUUGCCAUGAUUACGAAGCCAUAUCGUCUCUGGAUAUUGGGCUUCUAGCGGAGCUUGUCGAAAUGUUUCAUACUCAGGAGGCAAGCGAUAGGAGGGACAAGAUAUUCGCAUUGUUAGGCAUGAGCUCCGAUCAACAUAAGCAUGGCUUGCAGCCUGAUUACAAAAUCAGCUGGUCACUCAUGUUCCAGAGAUUGAUCCAUAACACCCUUGGCCCUCACCAUGUUGCAACAACUUGGGAUGACAAAGAGCAAGCCGUUAUUACCGGUUGGUGUUGCCCCCUUGGCACUGUGACCUCCGUUGAUAAGGAAAACAUUGCUGUGGGGGCUUCUCGCUUUGCUGGACCGUCGGAAGUGUCUUGGAGCACCAAAUUGAAGUCCCACAAGUACUGCAAACAAGUCAAAGAGGGAGACAUCCUCUGCAUGAUGGAAGGAGCACAACAUCCGAGCCUGAUUCGGUUGUGCAACACCCAUUUUGAUGUCGUCGUCAUUGCUCUU
This is a messenger RNA of Dothidotthia symphoricarpi CBS 119687, 1239 nucleotides long. Its product is annotated as HET-domain-containing protein. The annotation marks the transcript as partial. The transcript is spliced from 2 exons. Lineage: Eukaryota; Fungi; Ascomycota; Dothideomycetes; Pleosporales; Dothidotthiaceae. The record is from RefSeq and is a predicted model, not a curated record.